AUGUCCCAGAUUACGACUCCGGAUUCACCAAAGUCAGAGACAUACACACCUGCUUCGUCACAGCCUAUCGAGUCACAAGAUGGCCACGACCAAAGAAACACGGUAUACUAUACACCGCAGCAGGAAGCGCGUGUUGUCCGCAAACUAGAUCUCAACCUUAUGACCCUGUUCUUUUUCUUGUACAUGCUGGCCUUUCUUGAUAGGUCAAACAUCGGAAAUGCAAAGAUUGCGGGCAUGCAGAAGGAACUCAAAAUUGAUAGUGACGACUACCAGUGGUUGCUCAACAUCUUCUACAUCGCCUACGUCGUUGCCGAGUUUGCAGUGAUAUUGUGGAAGUUGUUCCCUCCACACUUGGUCGGUGCAGUCGUGGUCUUUGGCUGGGGGCUUGUAGCCACCGCCCAGGCCGGCACUCAUUCAUGGAGUGCUAUGAUGGCCUUGAGAUUUCUUCUGGGGGCCUUUGAAGCGGCUUACGCGCCCGGUAUCAUUUAUCUCUUGUCCUUUUUCUACCUGCGUCAUGAAGUCGGAUUUAGAUGCGGCAUCUUCGCCUCGGCAGCUCCGCUGGCAUCUACUUUCGCCGGUGCUCUGGCCUUCGGGAUCACCAGCGGCCAUGCACAGCUCGCCAACUGGCGGCUGCUGUUCCUCGUGGAAGGCCUUCCGACCGUCGUGAUGGCGGCCGUGGCCUUCUUCUUCAUCCCGGACUCGCCAGAAAAGGUUAGGUUCCUGACAACCGACGAAAAGGAUAUUACACGGUCAAGAGCAGUACGGCAGGUCGGCACAAACCCAGACUCGAGGGUCGGGGAGUUUAACAUCAAGGACAUCGGGCCUGCCCUCAUCGACGUCAAGGUCUGGCUAUGCGGUCUGAUGUAUUUCUGCGGCAAUGUCUCCUACUCAAGCCUGCCAGUCUUCUUGCCGACCAUUCUCGAGGACAUGGGUUAUACUGCGAUCAAUGCACAAGGUCUUUCCACUCCCCCUUCCUUUGCAGCCUUCUUAUUCGCCCUCAUCACAACUUGGGUCGCAGACAAGACUCAGCAGCGCUGCUUUGUUGUCUUCUGCACCUCUGUGGUAGGAGGAAUCGGCUACAUCAUUCUCGCUACCGUAGAUACCGUCGGGGUUCGCUAUUUUGCUACCUUUCUAGCCUCAGCAGGAGUCUUCUCAACCAUUCCCAACAUCCUUCCGCUAACGCUCAACAACCAGGGCAGCGACAGCCGCCGCGGAAUGUCCAUCGUGAUGAUCAACCUCAUCGGCCAGUGUGGGCCCUUCCUGGGCACGACCAGGUUUCCCUCCAGCCAGGCACCGAGAUACGUCAAGGGUAUGAGCAUCUGCGCAGCAUUCAUGUUCUUCUCGGCCCUGCUGGCUCUGGCACAGCGUCUUCUGCUGGCGUGGGAGAACAAGAGGCUCGACCGAAAGUAUGGAUCCGUUGCGGGAAACAGCGUAAAAGCAGCAGAGGGUGUUAUGGUGGAGAACUAUGGGCCGAAUUUUCGAUAUGUACUCUGA
Molecule: messenger RNA, 1494 nt
Organism: Diaporthe citri
Lineage: Eukaryota; Fungi; Ascomycota; Sordariomycetes; Diaporthales; Diaporthaceae
Exons: 4
Coding region: 1-1494 (497 amino acids)
Biological process (GO): transmembrane transport
Cellular component (GO): membrane
Molecular function (GO): transmembrane transporter activity
Source: RefSeq, a predicted model, not a curated record